Messenger RNA from Danio rerio (zebrafish), 2459 nucleotides. The record is from RefSeq and is a predicted model, not a curated record. Lineage: Eukaryota; Metazoa; Chordata; Actinopteri; Cypriniformes; Danionidae.
AAAAAAAGCUAAACAAAAAGACUUUUAUUUUGGCGCGGCGUGUGAUGUCAUAAGGCUGCGUCGCUCCUGCACUGUGAUACGACUGGAAAGAGGGAAAAGUGUCCAAACACGGAGAAAAACUCCUGCUGAAGCGACUGAUCUCCACACUGUUAUAAAGAUGGCGUUUAUUAAAGAGGAGAGUGAAGAUGUGAAGAUUGAAGAAACAUUCACAGUCAAACAGGAAGAUCUGCAGGAACAAGCAGACCUAAUUAAAGAGAACGAGGAGAGUAAAGAAGAGGAACAUCAGGUUAAAAUUGAGGAUGAAACUCAUUUACAGACUAAUGGUAUUUUGAUAAGAAGAGACGAGAACUGUUUCUCCUGCACUCAGUAUGGAAAGAGUUUUGCAAGCAAAAGCAAACUUAAGAUUCACAUGAACAACCACACUAGAGAUAAACCAUUCACAUGCACUCAGUGUGGGAAGAGUUUCAGCCAAUCAUCAAGCCUUAAUCGACACAUGAGGAUCCACACUGGAGAGAAACCAUUCACAUGCACUCAGUGUGGGAAAAGCUUUAGCCAAUCAUCACACCUUAAUCAACACAUGAUGAUCCACACUGGAGAAAAACCAUUCACCUGCUCUCAGUGUGGGAAGAGUUUUAAGCGCUUAUCAUACCUCAUUGAACACACGAGGAUCCACACUGGAGAGAAACCAUUCACAUGUUCUCAGUGUGGGAAGAGUUAUUACUGCUCAUCACACCUUAUUCAACACAUAAGGAUCCACACUGGAGAGAAACCAUUCACAUGCACACAAUGUGGGAAGAGUUUCAGCCGAUCAUCAUCCUUUAAUCAACACAUGAGGAUCCACACUGGAGAGAAACCAUUUACUUGCACUCAGUGUAGAAAGACUUUUAACUGCUCAACACACCUUAUUCAACAUAUGAGGAUCCACACUGGAGAGAAACCAUUCACAUGCACUCAGUGUGGGAAGAGUUUUAACCGCUUGUCACACCUUAAUCAACACUUGAGGAUCCACACUGGACAGAAACCAUUCACAUGCAUACAGUGUGGGAAGAGUUUCAGCCAAUCUUCAUCCCUUAAUCUACACAUGAGGAUCCACACUGGAGAGAAACCAUUCACUUGCACUCAGUGUGGGAAGAGUGUCAACCGAUCAUCAAACCUUAAUAAACACAUGAAGAUCCACACUGGUGUGAAAGAGGAUAUUUGCUUGAGUGUGGGAAGAGGUUUAAUCAGUAAACACAUCUGAAAACAAAAAAGAGGAUUCACACUGGAGAGAAACUGUACAGAUAUGAUCAGCGUCUACAGAGUUUCGCUCAUUCUGCGCAGCUUAGGAAACACAUGGACAAAAAGUUGCACACAUGACAUGAAUGCAGCAAAACAUUUUUUUUUUAUGUGCACAGGAUGUUUCAUGUCUAAAUGAUGUUUGAAAAGGCUGAGUGACAGUAUACUGUUUUCCAACACUCCUACACUGCGGUGGGGGGGUUGUAAAUGUGUUGCGUAAACCUACUGGUGGUGGCUGAGAGAAAAACAGUUUCAUAAACAUGUGGCAAACAGCACCUCUGCGGCUUAAAUCUCUUUGCAAGUGAUUGUACAGAUGCGGAUACAUCCGUACUCCACUCUCCAGUGUAUUCAUGUUGCUAGUGUUGUUUUGAAUGAAGUUCUCUGUCUGACUCCCCAAAUCUGAAACAAAUCACUGGGAAGACACCGCACAUCAAAGAGGGUGAAGAGGGGUCUGGAUGCAGACCUGGUGCAGUGCAAUCUGAGCUGCAUCCAAUGCUUUAUAAUGCACUCACCUAACCCCACCCCUAACCAUCACAGUGACGUCACUCAUUCCCUUGAGUGCAUUGUGUCUGACAUUGCAUCGCUGAGUGAUGCAUUCUCAGCUUGUAUCAUAAAGGCUGCAUCCAGAUACUAUUGAGAGGGUGCAGCUCCAGGACGGUUAGUUUGCAGUAUACCAGGGCCUCAAGUUUAGAAAGCCCAUUCAAUUGUCCUGUGUUGUUGCUUUUAUUAGUAAAGUUUCUUUACUUUUAGGUUCAAGAUUCUUUCUAGUUUACUACAUUUACUUUUUUUAAAUAGAAUACAAGUUUGAUGAAUUUUAUGAUUUAGGCAGAUCGACAGGUAUUCAGUUUUACAAUAUUAAUACACUGUGAUGAUCCCAAGUCUCCAGAUUGGAGUAUGUGGUAAAUCCUGAUUGGAUGCCUGCAUUACUCAUCAAUGGGUAUAUAAAAGUUGUUGUGCUAGCUACCUCAGGACACUGUGGCUACUCAGGAGUCCUCAUGCCAAGACCUGCCAUCUCAUUGACUCUUUACCAUUAUGGUUUUGUUUUGGUUUUUGUUAUGGUUUAAAGUGUUGUGAUUAUAUCCUAAGUUCUUUAUCUUCAUUAUUAUCCCUAGACAUUUUUUGGUUGCGUUGAUUGAUUGGUCUUACUGAAGUUACAUUUUAUAAUAAAUAAUUUGCAUUCAGGC